CUGUAUAAACUUUUUACUACUAAAACGAUCGGACAAUCAACUAUUUUACUGAUUCAAAGAGUAAUAUCACUUAUUAUUUUCAAUGUUACUUAUAGUGUAGGAUAUUUUCGUUUCGUAACAAUUCAAUUACUUAUUGUUCGUUUUAAACUUGAUCACGAGAAAAUUUCCGAUCCUGAUGAAAUGGACAUUUUAAAAAAGUAUACCAACCAAAGCAAAUUUUUUGUGUAUGCUUUAAUGUGUAGGUUUUUCUUUGAUAUUAACUGCUUCUUAAUCGUUUAUCCACCAGUUUUAAAUGCUUUUUUAUAUUCCAUUGGUAUAUUGGAGGUUAAUCAAUUAACAUUACCAUUAACCGAAAAUAAUAUUGAUCACGUUGGGAUGAUGUAUUUUUGCAUGCUUAUUGGUCAAUCAGUAACAGUUUUAAUGACAAUAGUAGUUGGUAGUAUUACUCUUUCAAUGUUUUUGGUUUUCAUUCAGCACGCCUGCUGUCAGUGUAGCAUUAUUAUAUUAAAAAUUCGUCAACCAUUUCAAAGUAAUCAGAUAUCAGAAAAAAAACCAAAAUUUUUUAGUACACUUACGGAGGAAUACAAUUGGAUAGUCGAUAUUGUAAAUCGUCAUAGAAUAUCUAUUGAGUUUAUUAAGAUGCUGCGAAAUAUUUCAAACGCUACUUAUUUAAUUGUAAUGCUUCUCGCAACGAUUGUCAUCGUGGUUAACUUUUUAUGUAUUCUCAAAUUCUCGAUAUUUUCAAAAACUUUAAAAGAUAAACUAGAAUGCAUUAUUUAUGUUACUGGUUCAAUAUUUACGGUUUAUAUAACUUUUUAUCUUGGACAAACUUUGUUGAAUCAUAGCAACGCAGUUUUUGAAGAGUUAUGUAACGUGCCGUUUUAUACGCUAUCUGUAAAUUCACAAAAAUUGUUAUUACUUAUGAUAGCAAGAAGUCGAAAGCCGAGUUUUCUAUCAAUUGGAAACAUGUUUGUCUCAUCUCACGAAGUUUUUGCUAGUCUGUUGCGAAAAGCACUUUCAUUUGCAAUGGUCUUCUACAGUGUACAAUAA
Messenger RNA from Polistes dominula (European paper wasp), 1050 nucleotides. RefSeq lists its product as uncharacterized. The record is from RefSeq and is a predicted model, not a curated record. Lineage: Eukaryota; Metazoa; Arthropoda; Insecta; Hymenoptera; Vespidae. Gene Ontology annotation, molecular function: odorant binding; olfactory receptor activity. Gene Ontology annotation, cellular component: plasma membrane. Gene Ontology annotation, biological process: detection of chemical stimulus involved in sensory perception of smell; sensory perception of smell.